AUGGCCUCAUCUUCUUCCACUGCUUCCUCUUCGGAUUCAUCUUCUUCCUCUGCUUUGUCUUUUCAAUCUCCAAAGAAAUAUGAUGUUUUUAUUAGCUUCAGAGGCGAGGACACCCGCUUCAACUUCACAAGCCACCUUCAUGAAGCUCUUCGCACAAACCAAAUAAAUACAUACAUCGACUACAGACUUGAGAAAGGAGAUGAGGUAUGGCCGUCUCUUGAGAAAGCCAUUGAAAAUUCAACUCUGUUCCUUGUGGUCUUCUCAGAAAACUAUGCAUCUUCCACGUGGUGCCUGAAGGAGCUUGCAAAAAUAUUCGAGUGCUCCAAAAAUCAAGAUCACCUUGUUAUGCCGGUGUUCCAUAGAGUGGAUCCUUCACAUGUGAGGAAGCAGUCUGGGAGUUACGAGAGAGCAUUUGAAGAACAUGAGCGCAAAAGAAACAUCAACAAUCAACAACUGCAGAAGUGGAGGGAGGCUCUUACUCAAGCUGCCAGUUUGUGUGGUUGGCAUUGUGGCUUCAAUAGGGAUGAAGCGGAGCUAAUUAAAGAAAUAGUGAAUCGUGUCAUGCAAAAGUUGGGCUCUAGGUAUCAAAGUGAAGAUGAUCUAAAAGGCCUGGUUGGAAUUCACAAAAGAAUAGCGGAUGUAGAAUCAUUGUUGUACAAAGGUUCAAUAAUUGGUGGUUGCCAAUUUAUUGGAAUUUGGGGGAUGGGCGGUGUGGGCAAAACAACUCUUGCAAAAGCGUUGUUUAACAAAUUGCGUUUUACAUAUGAAGGGUCUUGCCUUUUGACUAAUGUAAGGCAAGAAUCAAAGAGACAUGGAAUAGAUGCUUUGAGGGGGAAAAUUGUUUGGGAGUUAUUAGGGGAUAAAGAAUCUCACAUUGGCAAUGCAAUAUGUCCUUAUACCGUCAGUAGGCUUGGUCGGAAAAAGGUUUUCAUUGUGCUUGAUGACGUUGAUGAUCUUACACAUUUAGAAAAGUUAGUUGGAAGACAUGAAUUUGGAUCAGGUAGUAAAAUCUUGAUAACAACCAGAGAUAAACAAAUAUUUGGUAAUGAAGUGGAUGAUAUAUAUGUGCUUCGUGGUUUGAAUCCUGAUGAAGCUUUUAAACUAUUCUCCAACAAUGCCUUUAGAAAUGACUAUGUUGACCUAAAGAUAAGAGAGCUAGCAGAAGAAGUGACUAAAUAUGCAGGCGGAAAUCCAUUAGCCCUAAAGGUUUUAGGCCGCCUCCUAUGCGGCAAAAAGCAAGAAGCAUGGAAAAGCCAAUUGGACAAGCUUCAAAAAUUACCUUGUCAAGAAGUCAAUAAAAUCCUUAGAAUGAGCUUUGAAGGACUUGAUGAUGAGGAAGAGAAAAAUAUUUUCUUGCACGUCGCAUGUUUUUUCAAUUAUCAUUAUGAUGUUGAGGAUGUAAAAAAAUUGUUAGAUGCAUGCAAGUAUUCAACCGAGAUUGGAUUGACAAGACUGGAAGAUAAAGCUCUUUUAGAUAUUUGUGGAAGAAAAAUACGUAUGCACAGUCUGAUAGAACAAAUGGGUAAACAAAUUGUCCGUGAAGAAUCAUUAAAAUAUCUUACAUGGUGCAACAUAUUUUGGAUUUCCAAGAAGAGUUCUGCAAUAUUGAAGGAAAAUAUGGGACAUAUUGAAGGCAUGAUUAUUAACCUUUCAGAAGUUGAAGAGAUGUGCGUAAUUAUUAAAGCAUUUGAUUCAAUGCCCAAUCUAAAGCUUCUUAAGGUUUGUGGAGAUUUGAAUGGACAACUUAGGAACAAGUUUAAUGCUUCUGAUUUUUCCAAGGCCACAAGUCUUGAACAUGUUCGUCUCCUGUGGUGCCCAGAAUUGCGGAGUGUACAUCCAUCUAUUUUAUCUCUGCUCAGCCUGCGUCGUUUAAUGCUAGCCGUUUGCAAGUCCCUUACCAGCCUUACAAGCGUUACCCAUCUCCAAUCUCUCAUUGAGCUCGAUGUAAGUAGUUGCUCACGUCUGAAGGAAUUUUCAGUGACCUCAGAAAAUGAAGAGCUCCAUUUACGACUUUCACGAGCUGCCAUCAGGGGUGCGUUGCGCUCAUCAAGUGGGCAUCGCAGCAAAAUUUGUUCAUUAGAUCUAGCCGAUUGCGGAAAAGUGACAAGCGUUCACAAGUUGAUUAAGCUGCGUGGCGUUCGAGAUCUUUAUGCUGAAGGGUGUAAUGAGCUCGCAUCACGUCUCCUGUCCAAGUGUGAUAAGAUGGGUGCUUUGCAAGUUCUAUCGCUUGCGCAUUGCAAUGAAUUAUCUGAACUUCCUAAUGACAUCAGGUUGCUGUCAUCAUUACGUAACUUAAAUCUCUCAGGGACUCAUGUAGAGACCUUGCCUUCGAGCAUCAAACAUCUUUCACGCCUGCAACGUCUUCGACUGGAUGAAUGUGAAAGGCUUCGUUGUCUACCAGAGCUCCCUCCCUCGAUCUUGCAAUUGAGUGCCGCUGACUGCAUAUCCCUUGAGACCAUGCAAUAUUCACCUUUGACAAACGAAGGUGAAGAAGGAAAAGGCAAGGAAUCGCUGUGGUUUUUUUUCGCAAAUUGCAAGAACCUGAAUCGACGGGCAAUCAAAGCUGCUGAGGCAAGAAUGCUACUUGGGAUAAAGAAAGCCACUUAUGGCUAUGCUAGAUUGGAAUAUCCAGGAAAAAGAGUUCCAAAGUGGUUCAUGUAUAGGGAUAAAGGGUCUUCGGUGUCUGUGAAUCUCAGUUCGAUUCCAAAUUCUGAGGAUGGGGGAUUCCUUUUUUGCGCCGUCUUUUCUAAAUUACCAUCAGUUGUGGGAGAAAACAUUGAUGCCAAAUGGUUUAUUGAUGGUAAAUAUGCUUGCAGGGCCGGUAAAGUGUCGCUUUACCUGGGUCCGCCGGGGCUCUUCAAGGAUAUUGAUCUUUGGCAUGUUGGUCUUUGGUGUGUUCCUGAUUCACUUGGAGAACUGAAAAGGAAAAUUGAAGAAAGGAAAAGAAAUGGUCAGAGCAACAUGGAGCUUAAAGUUAAAUUCGAAGUUCGUUCGGAUCAUGACAGAAUAACAGAGAUCAAAAGGUGUGGAGUAUGCCCAACAUCUGCAGUUGAAUAUCAAGAUGGUGACAUUAAACAAAUUCAAUUGCCAUUGCCUCCUCAGCCGGGCUCUAAUGCAAUGGAAGUGGCCUCUCGAAAGCGCAAAUAUCGCAGCUAG
Messenger RNA from Neltuma alba, 3156 nucleotides. RefSeq names its product putative disease resistance protein At4g11170. The record is from RefSeq and is a predicted model, not a curated record. The coding region runs from base 1 to 3156 and encodes 1051 amino acids. Gene Ontology annotation, biological process: defense response; signal transduction. Gene Ontology annotation, molecular function: ADP binding. The transcript is spliced from 5 exons. Lineage: Eukaryota; Viridiplantae; Streptophyta; Magnoliopsida; Fabales; Fabaceae.